CACUAGUCACCAGUUCCCCCUUUCGGCUUCUACCUCUCUUCCAAACCUUAACUACCUAUACCUAUCAACACCUUCCUGUCACACUUGACUUACCUUACAUUUCUUUGUACUUGCUGUCGACUUCCUUUAUUCCUUCGCAUAUACAAUUACUUGUCCCUUAAUCCCUGGGUGCCUACCUCUACCUACCUACCUACCACUUACCUCCCUGCGAUCCACUUUUGUACUUCCCAACUUUCUUCCACAACAGUCAUCAUGUCUGCCGAACAAACCUUCACCAGCGACCUCCGCAGCGAAGCCAAGGAGUUCAAUCGCGACAAGGACCACCGAGUCAAGUGGGCCCAUGGUCAAUCUUUUGGCCCUGGACGGCGCGUCGAAGAUGCUCGGCCCCGACCUGCACGCAUCGCAGCAGUCCCCAAAGCGUCAUCGAACAUGAACAAGGCUCGCACUUCAAUCAGGAACGACAUCGCAUAUGCUAGUGGCGACUCUUCGGCCGAUGAGGACGUUGAACCUUCCUCCGCCGCCCCGGCUCCCGAUGCUGAGAUCACAUAUUCGUACGAUGCCACAAGGGGACCAUCCCAGGGCAGCCAAAUCCUCGGACAGGCUCUAGCCCAGGCCAUCGAACGCUUCGAGGACCGCCAAACGGAUACGCUCAUCAAGCGGGAAUAUGAGGUACUGGAUGUCCACGGCGAUGCUCUCUCUCCAAUGCCCAAGGUCAGCAAGAAGAAGGUCGCUCCAGAAGAUGAGGAUUACGAGUUCAUCGAGGCUUAGUCCUUGCCACCUCCACGAUUUCCUCUUCUUCGAUUCCAUUAGCGUACGGGUAGGAGCUUCUCCGAUGGCGUUUUGAUCCCUUGUGGCAUUCAUUCAUGAGAUUGACGAUACCACCUACUGCAAUACCACCGCAGUAGGGG
This is a messenger RNA of Aaosphaeria arxii CBS 175.79, 908 nucleotides long. RefSeq lists its product as uncharacterized. The record is from RefSeq and is a predicted model, not a curated record. Bases 253 to 768 code for a protein of 171 amino acids. Lineage: Eukaryota; Fungi; Ascomycota; Dothideomycetes; Pleosporales. The transcript is spliced from 2 exons.